Adineta steineri is the source of this 3798-nucleotide messenger RNA. The record is from the annotation of a GenBank genome assembly. NCBI's taxonomy places the organism in Eukaryota, Metazoa, Rotifera, Eurotatoria, Adinetida, Adinetidae.
AUGGGUAAACGAGGACGUCCACCGAAAAGAAAAGUUGUUCCGGCUACACCUGCAAAAGAGGAAGAAUGUUAUACAAUAUUAAGUAGUGAUGAAGAAAUUGGGAAGAAAGAUGAAACAUUACGUUUACCAUCUCCGAGCCAACGACGAGGAGCAGGAAAUGAACGCGGUGGUACAAUUAUUAUUACACCGCCAGAUCGAACAUCAUCUUCGAAGAAUAUCACUGAAAAAACAACACCAGUAACAAGAAAGAGUCGUCAGAAAAAGAAAAUAAUACUUAAUGGCAAUAACAAAAAAGAUAAUACAUCCGGUGAUAGUGAUGCUACGGAAGUAUAUUCUGUUAGUAAUGAUGAUGAUGAAGAUUACAAUGAAAAAAUUACAAAGACUACACCAUCAAAACGUGGGCGUAAACCAUUACCACUUAAAGUUAAUCAUGAUCUAUCAGAAAAUAGUGAUGAUGAUUUAGUUUAUUCACGACGUUCAUUGGUUAAACCAAAAAAACGUCAAAAAACUCCAUCAUCAUCAUCGAUAUCCAGUGGUGAUAGUCAAUCAGCAAAACGUGCUCGUCCACCUACACCAACAUUUAAACGUGCAAAAGGAAACAAGAAGAAGAAAGAUAUCGAUGAAACGUCAUCAUCAGAGGAUGUUGUUACUGAUGAAGAUUAUAAUACAGAUGUUGAAAAAAUGGAUGAUAAUGCAUUAAUUGAAAAAACUGAACGUCGAAUGUUAAAUGAUGAAGAUUUAACACAUAUGACAAAGAAAGCAUUAGAAGAUGAACGAAACCGUGUACAACGUAUUCAAGAACGACAAUCACAAUUACCACCAUCUUCACAAAUUUGUAUCGAUGAUGAUGAAAUAUCAUUUGAUGGUGAUACAAAAAAACCAGAAGGAGAAAAUGAAGCAAAAUUAGUUUUUGAAUUUGAUCCUACGACAGGUAAACCACUUAUCGCCGUACUUCCAGAAUUAGUGGCGAAAAUGAAACCACAUCAAUUGGAUGGUACUAUGUUUCUAUGGGAUAAUGUUUAUGAAUCAAUUGCACAAAUUAAAAAAGAUAAUACCGGUACUGGAUGUAUUUUAGCACAUCAUAUGGGUUUAGGGAAAACAUUUCAAUUAAUAUCAUUUCUUCAUACCGUAUUUAAACAUAGUGAUAUAACACGUACAUAUACUUGUCUUAUACUUUGUCCUGUUAAUGUUAUAUGUAAUUGGGCAGCUGAAUUUUCUCAUUGGUUAUCAGGUGUUCGUCCAUCGAUAAAAGUUUAUCAAUUUUCAUUAUUUAAAACAAAAUCAUCACGUUGGGAAAGUUUAGAAAAAUGGAAUAAAAAAGGUGGUGUUAUGUUGAUGGGUUAUGAAAUCUAUCGUCGUUUAUCAAAUGAUAAUGAUUAUAAUUUUUUCUUAUGUGAUCCCGGUCCAGAUAUAAUUGUUUGUGAUGAAGGUCAUGUACUUAAAAAUGCGAAUGCAGGAAUAUCAAAAGCAUUAAAUAAAAUUCGUACACAACGACGUAUUAUAUUAAGUGGUACACCAUUACAAAAUAAUCUUAAAGAAUAUUAUUAUAUGGUUCAUUUUGUUAAACCACAUUUAUUGGGUACUUAUCGUGAAUUUAAAAAUCAAUUUAUUGAUCCUAUUCGAGGUGGACAACAUAAAGAUUCAAAUAUAUAUGCUGUACAAUUAAUGAAACGACGAGCUUUUGCUUUACAUGAACGUUUAAAACAUUGUACACAUCGUCGAGAUUUUCAUGUUCUUCGAAGAUAUUUACCAGAAAAAUAUGAAUAUGUUAUUAAAAUAUAUAUGGGUGAUUUACAAAAACAACUCUAUGAUAAAUAUUUAAAAAUACAAAACAUUGAUCCAUCUGCUGGUUUUAAUACGGCUAAAUUAUUUGCUGAUUAUCAAUAUUUAAUGAAAGUUUGGACACAUCCAUGGUUAUUACGACCACAUUUUAUUGAUCGAUGGAAAAAGCAACAGAAAAAAGAUGCAGAUGAAUUAGAUAAAAUCGAUCCAUUUUUUAAUGAUAUUAUUGCUGGAUUAUCAGAAGAUGAAACUGCAGGUGAAGAAGAACAAACAAAAAAACAAUCUACAGGAAAUAAACGACCAUCAACAAAAACAAAAACUGCUGGUUCUAAUCAUCAUCGACAUAAACAUGAUGAUGAUGAUGGUAAUACAAGUUCAAACUCAUCAUCAUCAUCUACGUCGGAUUUUUUGGCUUUAUUUAAUAAUACUACUUGGAAACAACAUGCAUCAACAUCAUCAACAGCAUUAUCACGUCCUUCAACGACAUCAACAGUAUCUCAUUCAACAAAUGAUCCAUGUCAAAAAGCAAUGCAUGAUGAAUGGUGGUUUUCAUUUUUUGAAGAUACAGCUGAAUAUGAUAUAAGUUUAAGUGGGAAAUUAACAUUUCUUAAAACAUUACUUGAUGAAUGUGAACAAAUUGGUGAUAAAGUAUUAUUAUUUAGUCGUUCACUUUUUUCACUUUCAUAUUUGGAACAAUAUCUUAAAUAUUGGGAUUCAAUUGCAAGUGGAAAAAAAAUUCAAGCAGAUGAUUUUGAUGCUAAAGUUAAAGCAAAUAGUCGAUGGAAAUUUGGUAUUGAUUAUUUUCGUAUUGAUGGUAGUACGGAUAUUGCUACACGAACUAAUUAUAUAACUAAAUUUAAUGAUGAUGUUAAUAUUCGUUCACGUCUUUUUAUUGUUUCAACAAUGGCUGGUGGUGUUGGUAUUAAUUUAACUGGUAGUAAUCGUGUUGUUAUUUUUGAUUGUAGUUGGAAUCCUUCUUCGGAUUUACAAGCUUUAUUUCGUUCGUAUCGUUUGGGACAGAAAAAAACCACAUAUGUUUAUCGAUUAUUAAGUAAAGGUUCUAUGGAAGAGAAAAUUUAUUUCCGUCAAGUUAAUAAACAAGCUAUGGCUCAACGUGUUGUUGAUGCUCAACAACUUGCUCGACAUUUUACUGAAAAUGAAUUACGUGAACUUUAUUCAUUUAAAAUGGAUGAAGAAGAACCACAAGAAUAUCUGUCCAAACGUUUACCAGAUGAUAUUAUUUUAAAACAUUGUAUAGAUAAAAAUCCUAAAUUAGUACAAAAUAUUCUUGAACAUGAUUCUUUACUUGAAAAUCAUGUAGAAGAACAAUUAACACGUGAAGAAAAAUAUUAUGCUCUUAAAGAACUUGAACGUGAUGAACGACAAGCUGAAUAUCAAUCAAACGUCGCUAAAACUUUAGCGGCACUUGGACAAAAUAAUAAUCAUAAUAUUAAUAAUAGUAAUAUUAAUUUUCCACAAAGUAAUUCCGAUUCAAGUUCUAGUGAGUCAAGAAAAGAUCGAAAAUUAAUUACAAUACCACCUAUAAAUCAAUUUAAUCCAUAUCAACCACCAGCACCUAUGUGCGCACAAGCUCGUGCUGGUAUGUCAACAGCACAAGAAGCACGUGGUCUUGAACGUUUAACUGAAUUAUUAUUUCCAAAAGAAGCUCCGCCACUUCCUCCUGGUAAAGCAGCUGAGUUACCACCAUUAAAAGACUUAACUGAUAUGCCUGUUUCGAAAGAUGAAAUAGCUGAUAUUGAUCUUGAUGAUGAAGAAUUUGAUCCACGAACAAAAAAAGAAAAACAAAAAGCUCUAUUACAAGAACAACGAGCACUUGUUAAAUUAUAUAAUGAUAAGAAAAAAUUAUUAAAUCCUCCAAGAGUUCCGAAAGUACUAAAACGUCCUAAGAAGACUGUACCAGUUAGUACAUCAUUUGUUACAAAUCCAUAUCAAUUUAUGCCACUUACACUCAAUCCAUUUGAUAUGCCACCUAAUAUGCAAAAACGUCCAGAUUAA